CGAGAAAAGGCCGCUGCCGCGCCGACUCUCGAGCCUCAUCCGCGUGUCAUGGGCGACUUGCACAAACAUGACUUUCUGCCGAGACGAAUCGUGAAAGCAAAAUGUCUCCGCGGCUCCUGCGUCGAGUCUGUGAAGACAGCCGGCUGGUAAAUUGAACAGAAGCGAAGGAAGUGCCGCGUGUCUCGUCGCCAGCUACUUGCCGAGCCUCUCGCGCUCACGCGGUUCUUGUUCGAGCUGAGGCAAGUCCACUUUGUUGGGAGAGGUUCGUCAAAGGGUCCUCGUUUCUCUCACAGGCGCCGCCUUGUUGCCAGGGGCAAUGUGUAACGGAGACGCCGUACUGAUUUCUGUCUUGCUCCGCCCAUGGCUUCCUCUCUCGGUGCUGUCGUUACCAGAAAGCAGCAGAGCAGGCGCGCGACAAGAACGAUCUCGGACAGGUCGAUUGGCCCAACCGAUGGCCUCAUUGCCGUUUACCUAGUUUUUCAGUGAACUCCACUUCGGCUGCAUGCAGUCCCAAAAAAGCGUGGAAAGCUUUGGAGGUUUUGGGGAUUUCGACGUCGCUCGCUGUCUUGUUCAAAGGAGGUGAAUCUCUCGAGAAAAGGAGCCUCUAUGGAGAAAGGAGUCCUUUGAUUGUGGCUCUCGAGGCCAUGCGGAUUCGUCCCCUCGUCUCGCCCCAGUGACCCCACGACCGCGUUGGGCUCCACAGGCGCGCUCGCAAGCGGAGUCACCUGCGCCGGGCCGGCGAGAGAGAGAGAGAGACAGGAGACGAACGCGGUCGCAGACGGCGGUGUGCUUUCUGCGGUCUUUGGCGUCGCACAAAGUCGAGGGAGCAGACGCUUUUGGGGUCCUUGUCCAGAUGUGAGCUCUCUGCCGCGGCUCCUCCUCAUCCCACGAACACAAUGUUUUCGUCUUCUUCGGCUUUCUCCCGCGACCCUUUUGUCGCGUUCGCUCCUAUGACACACACCGAAGCCCAGUCGGAGACAGUUGGAGACAGUGUGGGAAAGAAGGCGGAGGGCGCUGGUCCUGUCCUCACCCGGCCUCGCUCCCUUUCCUCUCUCUCAGCUACGGUCUCCACUGUCUCCGUUUCCUCGCCCCCCUCCACAAGCUCUCAUUCUCGUCAGAUCUCGGGAUCUUUAGGACUCGGCGCCCAACCUUCGCCGGAUGCUGCCCCUUCGGGUGUACAGACAGAGAGUCGCUCGCGUCUUCGUGUCUGUUCCCCCACUGUCUGUCCUGUCGCUCCCCACAUUGUCUCUGCUGUCUCCUUCGAGGGAUACGGCGGUGUCUCCGUGUCGUCCGCGGAAAGGCGCGCGGGUGAGGCAGGGAGGCUGGGCCUAGAGACUGGAGACACACCAGCGAGGAGACAGCCGAGGAGACAGCGUCGUACGCGCACCGCGCCUGCCAGUGUCUCUCUGCGUGGUGGCUACGUCGCUGCUUCCCUUGGAGAUUCCCUGCGACCUUCGUCGCCCACGGAUUCAGUCUCUUUGGUCUCUCCAGCCUCGUUCGCUUCUUGCUCUCCGUCUCGUUCUUCGUCUUUGAGCCGUUUAGAACGUCUCCCAUCGGCCGUCCUUCGCUGUCUCUCGUGUGAUUUCCUCCCUCUGUUUGAUGCCGCUCGCUUGGCGCGCUGCAGCCACACUCUUCUCCUUGCUGCUCAGUCUCAGAACUGGAUACGCCGCCAUCUCAAAGCGGGGGCAAUCCAUUCUUCCUCUUUGUAUCGUUCGCGUUGCUCGUCUUCUCGGCCUCCUUCUUCUUUCUGCUCUUUUGCAGCUCCACACUGUGCGAGUGCGUCUGCGGAGGAGGGACAUGAAGGUCCGUUGCUCUCUGGGGUUGCAGGCGCAUGCGCAGGAAGAGAAGACGCCCAAAGUCUCUCGUCCUCCCCCUCAUGUACAUGCAAGAGCUGCGCAUGUUGCGGCGAGGGCCUCCUGUACGGCGGAGACAAGGAGACGCGCCGCCUCCGGCGCCGCGUCUGGCUGCUCGCGCUGGGACGGCUCGACCGCCUGGGGCUCCAAAUCGCUCGCGAGCUCCAGUGGGAAACCGCCUCCCUGGCCGCCGGGUCUCUGGCCUGCGACGCCAGUCGGAAGGCGCAAGCCCAGCAGGUCAGAGCCGCAACUCAGGAUGCGAAACGGAGACAGCGACUCGGAAAGACACAGACAGCAGACGAAGAAGGAGGAGGAGAAGAAGAGGAACAACUCGAAGAAAACGAACGAGAGGACGACGACGAACAGGAGGAGAUCCAGAUCGCAGGUGGUGUAGCUACGGAAGGAGAGGAAGCGCGGAGACGAGAAGGACGGGCCAGGGGAGAGCUCGAGGGAGGAGCCUCCUGCUGUGAGCAUGACGGAGAUUCGGAACUACCGGGUCCUCGUUUGCACUGUGGGAGGGGGACAAAGGAGACACGGGAGAGGAAGAGGUUGGCGAGUAGCGGCGGUCGAGACGCCGGUCGUCUGCCGUCCUCUCAGGCAGCCAGAGAGGCGAUCGCAGCUCUGUACCCAAGAGCGUUCAUGCCGAAUGUGUGCUUUGACCUCAGUGGACCGCUCUCGAUUGCGAGGGGACAGGAGUUGCAACAAUUUUCUUCAGAGCGACGGCGGCCUUUUCGUUUCUCCUCGUUUGGGGCAGAGGCCUCGCCCUGUGGGGCAGGCGAGGAGAAAAGGACAACCGCGCCGCUGCCUGGAGAGGAGGAAGAAGACGAGCCUCUUUUGCCUUGGCCGUGCCGCGAGAUUUUCGCGUUUCUUCUCGAGUGUCGCCUCGACGAGGCCCGCGCAGACGAAAUCCGCCGAGACGUCCCUCGCACCUUUCCCCGGCACCCUUAUUUCCGGCAUAGCGAAGGUCGGGCGAAGCUCUACGCGGUUCUCCACGCUUACGCGUGUCUCUGUCCCUCCACGGGGUAUUGCCAAGGAAUGAACUUUCUGGCUGGGGGCCUGCUGCUUUUCACCGGGAGCGCCUUGUGUGCCUUCUGGGCGUUUGUCGUGAUGCUGAGGUGUUUGGACUUCCAGCUUCUCUAUGCUUCGGGCGUUCCUCUCUUGCAUGCACGCGUCUUUCAAUUUACCACGCUUCUCACGCACCACUUGCCGAAGCUGUCGCAACACCUUCUCACGCAUUCCCUCUCGUUUGACUUCUUUGCUCACCAAUGGCUGAUGACUUGUUUCGCCUACCACAUAGACUUGCCGACGGUCGCAUGCAUUUGGGACGCUUUCUUCUUGGGCGGUUGGAAGGCGCUUCUGAAGGCAGCCGUGGUGCUUCUCGCCCGUCUCCAGGCGGCCAUUCUCGAGACAACGAGCAUCGACGAAAUCCUCUUCGUUGUUCGCGUUGAAGGAAACCGAAAAAUCCCUCUUUAUCCUGCGCCCUGCGCUUCCUCCCGGAACGAAACGAGAGGAAAAACGACACACCAGUGGGCGCAACCUCAUACUCUUUCUGCUUCGUUUCGCAGUCCUCGCUUGCCUUCUUCUCUCCCUCCUUUUCGCAAUUCUUCAUCGUCUUCCUCGAUGGAGGAUCAGUCGAGAGGGCCUCUUCAGGAUCGCGGUGUGGCUCGAAGCUCCUGUCUCUCCAGUCAUUCCGAUGCUUCUGCGAGUUCCUUCGCCUCUUCCUUUUCUUCGUCUUCGCAUGCAGAGAACGCGGAGAGGGGGGAGACAGAGAGAAAAUGUCAAGAGGCGUCUUUGCCGUGGACAGCGGAGUCGGUGCCUCUGUGCCACUGUCGCUGCGUGUCGGGGUGUCAGUACAGCGCAUUUCUUCGGGACAUGCGAGCUGUCAAGAUUACGAACAGCCUUUUAGACAAGGUCGAUCGUGCGUUUCUUAACCAGAAAAUGCAGGCGCUGCUCGAGGGCCUUGCCUCUGAGAACCUCCCUGGUGACGCCGAGUAUUUGGGCACUCCAGCUCCGACGCAGGCGGCCUGUGUGGUCCCCGUCGCUUCUUCCGCACCUUCUGCAGGUUUGUUUUCUUGGAUUUUCGGCGCAGUUCCAGACCGGAGGAAUCCGUCUUCUUCUGACGAGAAGAACAGGGUGCAGAGAAGUCGAUCUCUGCGCCCUUUCGCCUCUGGGUCUCUGGAGCGUCGAUCCUCGAUCCACGGAGCCAGCCGCGCUUUGGAACCUGAUGCCGGCGCCGGCGGAGCUCAGGGGGGCCUGUCUCCUUUCUCGCGAGAUCCGGAGCUUGUCUCCUCUUCUCUCGCCUCGUCGUCUCCCUGCCAGGGCGGCUCUCUUUCGUUCUCCAGAUCAGACCUAAAGAGUUCCCUGAGGCCGCUCGGAAGCCGGAGACGCCGUCCACCCCGGGACUUGGACAGGCUUAUUGUCCGUGCCUCUCUGAGCGGGAUCAGAGACGCGAGAGAGGAAGGACAAGAUCCAGAGACGGCAAAGUCUCUCCUGCCGACAGGCGGCGCAGCAAAGGUCGAACUCGAGGGCCGAGAAGGAAGGCGAGGAGACAUUGAACGAGCGGCCACUGCUCGCUUGUUCAUUCGAGCUGCCUCCGUGGCGGUCGCGACUGGAGAAGACGAGCAUCUGAGGCGCACCGACAUAGCCUCUCUCGGCGUUUCGCAAGGCAAUCGGGAGAUCUCUGGCUGUCGCGACCGGCCCUCCUCUUCAUCGCGUCCUCUCGCUAUCAGAGGCGCGACGAACUUAGGCUCUCCUCUUGUCGGAUUCCUGCUCCUUCAAUCCGACGCAGAAAUGCGAGAGACGCCUCCUUUGUCUUCUUCCUCCUCUACAUCUUCUCCUUCCUCCAUUUCUUUGUCUUCCUACGCGGUGUCUGCUGCGUUCUCUUCUUCGUCCGCGUUUCCUUCUUCUUCGUUAUAUGCAUCAUCCGAAUCUUCAUCCUCCUCCUCUUCUUCCUCUUCAUCUUCUUCCUCCUCCUCUUCUUCCUCAUCAUCUUCUUCCCCUUCUUCGUCAUCUUCUUCGUCAUCUUCUUCUUCCUCUUCUGACUUGUCUUCCUCCUCAGGCCGAGGGGCUGCAGCGUUGCGUCUCAUCGCAAGGCAACGAGAGCCGGCCGCGUUCCUGACCUCCGUGGAUUCUUCUCUUCUCUCUCUCCGGCCAAGCCGCGCCGGUUCGCUCCUUGUGUGCAGUCCCUCUUUGUCUCAGAAACCAUCAAAGUCAACGGCGCCUCGCCACGGCUCUGGCGAUGCGGAGUUUCUGCCUCUUCCGUCCAGUGCCCUUCCAGGAGACAGCAGAGACGCGAGACAGUUUUUCCAAGGCGGAACGGUGACGCCAUGCGCCUCAGUGGGCGCACAAGCCCUGCAACCAAGAAGCUCCCUUCCUCAGGCUCGAGGGGGUCUUCAAACAAGCGAGAGGGCGCGAGAAUCUCUCUCUUCUUCUUUGUCCCCCCCGGCUUGCUUCCCCCCCGUCGCUGAAGCAGCUGGCAUUUCUCUUCCCACUAUAUCUCCGUUGUGUCCUCUCGUCUGUGCAUCUUCUUCCGUCGAGGGCUCUCCGUUUUCGCAUGCAGGCUCGCAGACGGGUCGGCGGCGAGGCUGCGGCCGCCGUCCGGGCUCGCUAGUUGGGCUCCACGCGUCACCGCCGGUCUAUGUGCGGACGACGUUCGCGCAGCCUCCGAGUCCCGCCUCUUUGGCGGCUUGUGGCGAUGUUUCUCAGUCUGGAGGAGCGGGCCUUCUUCUCAGCAAGGUGUCUCCGCCAGCGCGAGUGGAGAGCAAACGGAAAGACAGACUCUUGGCCUCGGCGACGACGCAUACAGGCCAGACUUUGUCGCUUUGUUCACCGACGGAGACCCGCUCGUUUUCCAUACAGAGCCCGGCUUCGACGUGUGUCUCUCGCGACCCCGAAAAGCGAGGAGACAGCGCAGACGCGCGACAAACGCAGCCCACAAACUGGCGAGAAAGGGUCGUCGCCACUUCGACUGUCUCCUCCAGCGACUCCGAGCGUUUUUCCAUCCCUUCAAGAGCUUCUCCUUGUCGAAGUGUUCAAGAACCUCGUGUAUCGGAGCGACGCGUUCCUCAGGACGAAGGUCAGCGCAAGAACGAGGCAGGACGAGCUGCAGAAGCAGCCAGACACCCCAAAAGUCGCUCUUUCGGUUCUUUCUCCUCACCUUCUCGUUCGCGUCUUCGUCGCGUCUCUCCGUUCGCGCGGUCGUCCCCACCUGAGGCUUCUCCGGUUUCUGCGUCUUCUUCCGAAUCCGGUCAGGAGCCGGCGAAAGGCCUCGAAAUGUUUGUGUGUGCCGACAUGCGCAGCGUGGCUGUGCGGCAACUGCCCUGGGAAGGCACGUGGGUGCAGCGCCUUCCGGCAACGCAUGCAGUGCUGCCCUUCGGCCUCCUCGACCCUGUCGACCAUCUUUUUCGGAAAGGAAAAGGGCGUUGUGAAGCGCGAAAGACAGGGCUGAAGCCUGCACUCGCGAGUCGGCGAGCACACACUCGCCAGCAACGCGAGAGAGAGAGGAGAAGAAGAGAAUCCGAAGAAAGACGAGACGCUCAGGGGCGACAAGAAACGAAGGGGAGAAGAGAGACAGACGGCGGAAGGGAGACAGAGAGAGACACAGAGGCAGAGAGUAGAAGGCACACAGAGCAGCGAAGAAGAGACCCAGAGUCCAGGAAAGCAGGUUUAAGGGGAGCGAGAGUUGUGUGUGGGCGAGAGAGCAGAGAUCGUGACUUUUCAGGACGAGCAGAAGAAGAAGAAAAGAGAACAAAAGGUGAGCAAGACUCGGACGUCUCCGGUUCAUCUGUAGAGACACUCAGGGGGACACUCAGGCAGGCGCCUCCUCCUGUCGCCGAGGGCUCAGACCGUGCUGGAGAUGUCCCAACCUCUCUCAGCACACUUCGUCCUUCCUCGUCUCCGUCAUCCUCUUCUCACUCCUCUUUUUCCUCUCCCUCAUCAUCUUUUUCCUCUCCCUCAUCAGCUUGUUCUCUUUCUUCUUGUCCUGAUUCUGUUUUUUCGUCUUCUCCUGUCUCUUCUCCGCGGGCACUGUCUCCCAGCUCGGGGCCUUCGACUGUACAUACAACGGCCGAGGCAUUUGACUGGUCUCUGCUGUACGAGCUGAAGGAGAAGGCGCAGACAUUUCUGGGUCUGGGAGCGUCUUUCGUGGGGGGCUCUGCAGAGGGUCGCUAUUUCCUUUUGUCGGUAGCGGAGAUGGAGAAAACUCGGAGGCGAUUAGUGGAGAUCGAAACGCAGACGUCUGCGGAUGUGCAACACCUUCGCGGGAAAGUUGCCGCCGCCGAGAGACAGCUGUCUCGACAGCAGCGAACGGAACGCAUGCAAGAAGAAAAGUACAGGCGGCUCCUCUACGACCAAGAACAAGCGUACAUCGCCAAACUCGCUGCUGUCCAAGACCUCGACGCUCUUAUCAACGUCGACCGCCGCGAACGCGACUCAGAGCAAAGACACAAGGAAGAAAGAGAAAAGGAGACGAAAUUCUCAGAACGGAUUUCGUUCGGCCAGCACGCCUGGAGGGGAACUCAGGCGGCUGAGCCGCGUCUCUCAUCUUUCCGUGGAGAUCCUUUCUGUGUCUGCGGAGACAAAAGUGAAGGGUCUCUAUUAUUUCAGCAGGAGACAUUUGGCGGUAUUUCUCUCGAUGGGACAGGGAGCGAGAAGAGCGGAUGGAGAGCCGCGGAGAAGGCAGUGUAUGCAACGUCAAGGCAGGCGAAAACGCGAGAAAAGAUUCGUUGCGGUUCUUCCUCUCCUCGAAGUCCCGCUCUGCCUCCACCUUGUGUUCCUGACGCGGUAGAAGGAAGAAGGACAGACGAAGGAAGAGGCGAAGAGAAAGUUACAGCAGACGUCCAGAGAGAAGGCUGCGCGCUUCCGUCCUCUGACGCUAUACUUCUUGUUUGUACCAAUCACGAAAUGGAGCCUCUUUCCUCUUUCGAGAAUCAGACGGAUGGCGGUGACGCCUCAAAACGCGUGUUUGAAGAGACGAGUGAUGGCGAGCUGAGUCCACUCGCCAUCGACAGCAUGCGUGAGGAGACAGACGAAGAACGCAGCCACGAGAGCGAAGCGGCUUCUGGGCCUUUGGCCGUCCUCGCGUCUCCAGGAAAAACAGUGAGAUCUGUCUUCAGCGUCGCUGCUGGCUGGAGCUCCAAGUGGCUCCUCGACCUCCUGCCGACCGUAGCUCUCGCUCCAGGUAGCCAGGGCCAUCGGAGACACCCUGGCGAAGCCCGGCGUGAGCUGCUGGCGCCUGUAGGGCGGCAGGGCGAGGCAGACGCCAAGGGGGAAAUGUCGGAGAGGCGCUUGGAGUGGGGACAAGACCGGCAGACAGAGGCUUCUGAGUCCCGAAACGGGGAAGCGAGAGAAAAGUGGAUUUGCGUGGGUGGAGACCGAAGCGCCGGGGCUGCGGAUCGAGAUGGAGACGGGACGUUUUCAGAGAGGACUGGAGAACGGGGCUUCAGACGCCGUGGCUGUCGUGCCUGCCCCGCCUCGGCGGGGAGAGAAAGACAAGCCGGACAGCAAAGAGAGAACGAAAUCGACGCGAGGCAUCGAGGUGCGAGACUGGCGAACCGCGACCUAGCCUCUGAGGGGAGACAAGCCGAGAUUCUUGGCGAAGAAGAAGCACGGCGGGUCGACGAAGAGACCCAGAGACAACGUGAGAGAGAGCACGGCCAACGACGGGCGUCUCGCGUUUCCUGGGAUCCCGCCGGCAUGCAAAACGAUGAGGCUACAGUUCGAAAAGAUGCGAUCGACGCAGCCUUGAAGAGGGUGGCCAGUCGAGAGAGGACUUUGGCUAGGCGGCAGGCGGCGGCUGUCGAGGCCCGCGCGAAGUGGGAGGCCCUCAGGGCGGAGACUCGAGACCUGCUGGAUGUGAAAGAUCAUUUGCAGGCUUCUCUUCAAGACUUUAUCGCGAGUCAGGAAGCGCAGAAAAGCGACCAAGUUUCUCGAUUUCUCUCGACAGGCCACUGGCGGCAGCAUCUCCCGAAGGAGCUGCAGAGACAGCAGCCUGCGCCCUUGCAGCGACUUCUCCACAGCCUCUCAGUGAUCUCUUCCAAUCCUGCCGCAGUUCUCUCUCUCUCUGGUGCAGCGCAGCCGCUUUCUUCUUCUGUGGAGGCGCCGCGUCGUUCGUUCGACGGCCAGAAUGCCCAGAAAACGAGCGAGUGAACUGGGUGGCGGGAACAUCAAAAGAGAGGAGUGAGGCGAAGGCCGCGGGGCAAAAAGACGUGCUGGUAGGCACCUCUGCUUGAAGACCGCAGAGGGCAGCGGAACUGAAAAGACAACAAGCGUGGUAAACUCGAGCCCAGUGACGAGCGACAUGAGGGCGGGAAGCAGAGAAGCCGUGAACCGAUCAAGAAUGAUAUGGCGGUCAAAACGAGCGUCGACCCGUGUUUGCAUGCUUUGUAUCGCGAGCUGUGUUGGCCUGAACCGCCUUUGAAACUCGGAGGUCUGUAUGCAGUAUGUGUUUGCUUCAAACGGGCGCCGAGAGUACCCUUAAGUGCGGCUUCUCUUUUCUAGAACGUUGGUUAUUUAUUUGAGAAGUGACAGUGACGCCAGUCGACCAUACCGGCGAGUUCGUUGACCGUUGUGAAGACGUCGGGCCAGUUUCUCUCUCAUGUGAGAACAGACACGUCAGGUUCCGAAUUCUUUCCGUGUGGAAGAUGGGACAAACCCACAGGCUGAGUGGUGCUUGCCACCCCCUUUCCACGCAGCAGUCCUGCCGGAAGUUCACGUGUGUUACUCUGGAAGCUUCUGGCAGCGAAAUAAUUUGAAGAAAGAUCGGACGCGGCGGAGAAUAACACAAAAGUGAAGUCUCUUUCACGUGCAGCAUCUGGCCUCAUGGAGAAAGAUGUUCACCUCGCUGGGCAUAUCGCGAUUGUCUCGAGCUUUUUAUCGUUUACAGUCUUAGAUAAACUCCAUCCAAUUGAAAGAAAUUGAACAGGCCUGGUCUCGUGCUUGUGGGGAACACGGGCAACGGCAGAGACAAGAAAUAACUCGACUAUAGCAGCAUGUUCCGUCUGGUAGCUUUGCUUGUCAGAGUCUCGCACUUCGUGAUCUGUCG
This is a messenger RNA of Toxoplasma gondii ME49, 9894 nucleotides long. Its product is annotated as TBC domain-containing protein. The record is from RefSeq and is a predicted model, not a curated record. NCBI's taxonomy places the organism in Eukaryota, Apicomplexa, Conoidasida, Eucoccidiorida, Sarcocystidae. The coding region runs from base 897 to 8999 and encodes 2700 amino acids. The transcript has 10 exons.